AUGGAGAUAAUCGACGAGGGGCAGACGCUUGAGAAGAUGCAAUGGGUGAUAGUCGGAGGGUCUCUGGGCGGAUUGGCCGCCGGAAUUGCACUGAAGGCACUGGGCUACGACACCACGAUCUUGGAGAGAAACCCGACGCCCUUGCUGCACGACCAAGGAGCUGGUAUAGUGGCGGGGGGAGACUCGCUCGAGUUUUUCGAGAGAUACAACCGCUGCAAACAGCCUAUCGCAGUCCGCUCAAUAAGGAGGCAGUACCUAGACCGGGAGGGCAACAUUGUUCACCAAAUAGAGUCGGAACAGGACAUGAGCUCCUGGGAUUUAACCUACCACGUCAUGCGCGCAAACUACGACGGCACCGCCAGCGCCUACUGCGACGUCCCGCCGCCAGACCCAGCCCACGGCAAGACCGCCCACUACCACGACCGCACCGUGACCGCCAUAGAAGAACUCACCGGAGGCAGCGGGAUCCGUGUCUCGUGGCAUCAAACCAGUGACCCGUCCACGACCGGCUCCCUGACCACGGACCGCGUCAUCGGCGCCGACGGGCCGAGCUCGACGGUGCGCUCCCUCUUCGCCCCGAACGUGCAGCGCACCUACGCCGGCUACUGCGCGCUGCGCGGCACCGUGCCCGAGGGCGAAGCCACCGCCGCGACGCGUGCAGUCUUCUCCGAGCGCUUCACCUUCUACCACGGGCCGGGCGUGCAGAUCCUCGCCUACCUGAUCCCAGGCGUCAACGGCACCGUCGAGCCGGGCCACCGCCUCAUCAACUUCGUCUACUACACCAACUUCCCCGCGGGGUCUCCCGAGCUGGACGCCAUCCUCACCGACCGCCUCGGCCGCCGCCGCACCAUCACCAUGCCGCCGGGCAUGACGGACCCGGCAGCGUGGGAGCGGCAGCGCGACAUCGCGCGCGCCGUGCUCCCGCCGCCCUUCGCCGAGGUCGUGUGCAAGGCGGCGCGGCCGUUCGUGCAGGCGGUCACCGACGUGCUGAGCCCCGAGCACGAGUUUGCGGGCGGCAAGGUCGUGCUGAUCGGCGACGCCAUCGCGGGCUUCCGCCCCCACACGGUCGCGUCGACGGCCCAGGCCGCCCUCGACGCCAUGCUCUACGCCGACUACGUGGCCGGCCGCAUUGGCCGCGCCGAGUGGAAGCGCGAGACCAUGGGAUAUGCGCGAUACAUCCAGCGCCGGGGUGUGGAUAUGGGCACCCGCAGCCAGCACUUGCGCCUGCCCCUGAGCGAGUACAUCCGCGACCGCGACGUCGCGUCGACGCCGCGGCGCGAUGAGGUGUAUCCCGAGUGGGCUACCGCGGUGGAUCUGGAGUGA
Molecule: messenger RNA, 1323 nt
Organism: Lasiosphaeria miniovina
Lineage: Eukaryota; Fungi; Ascomycota; Sordariomycetes; Sordariales; Lasiosphaeriaceae
Exons: 2
Coding region: 1-1323 (440 amino acids)
Source: RefSeq, a predicted model, not a curated record